Cordyceps militaris CM01 is the source of this 1254-nucleotide messenger RNA. RefSeq lists its product as uncharacterized. The coding region runs from base 1 to 1254 and encodes 417 amino acids. The record is from RefSeq and is a predicted model, not a curated record. The transcript has a single exon. Lineage: Eukaryota; Fungi; Ascomycota; Sordariomycetes; Hypocreales; Cordycipitaceae.
AUGCUCACCACCAUCGCCGACUCGCUCAUCCAAGCCUACGCAACAGCUCCCACCAUGAAGCGCCUCCUCGCCACUAUCCGUCUAGCUCUCCCGCGCCUCCUCACUCCCCCCUCCCUCGCGGCCGCAUCCUGCGCCACCGACACCGACUGCAGCCUGAACGGCCUCUGCGACACCCGCGCCGGCACGUGCCUCUGCGACGCCGGCUGGACGGCCGCCGACUGCGGCGUGCUGGACCUGCGCCCGGCACGGCCCGGCAGCGGCUACAACCGCACCGCGGCGGGCACGUCCUCGUGGGGCGCGCGCAUCGUGCCCGACCCGGCGGACCGCACCCUGCACCACCUCUUCGCCGCCGAGUUUGCGCACGGCUGCGGGCUCGACGACUGGGCGCCGUACUCGCGCGUCGUGCGCGCCGAGUCGCGCGCCGGCCCGGCCGGCCCGUACGCGUUUGCGGACGAGGUCGCGGGCACGUUUGCGCAUAACCCGACCGUGGUGUACAGCCCGGCCGACGAGGCGUACUUGCUGUACUAUAUCGGCUGCGCGACGGAGGUGGCGCCGCAGUGCACGGGCCAAAAGUUCACGUGCGGCCCGGGGAACGCGAAUAAUGGCGAGAGCGGAAUCGCGCUCAAGACGAGCAAGGACCUCAGGACAUGGACCGAUGUGAGACAGGUGUUCCAGGGCAAGGACAGCGGGGACUGGGACGCCGAUGUGACGAACCCGUCUGCGUUUCCGCUGCACGAGGCUGGCAACAGCACCAGCGCCAUUCUGCUGGCGUACCGCGGGUGCCCAUACGACUGCCGCGGCCGGGAGCAGAUCAACAUUGCCGUGGCGGCUGGCGGCCACCGCGGCCCGUACACGCGGGUGCAGCCGGACCCUCUCUUCCCGCAGGCCAACGAGGACCCCUUUGUGUGGCGGGACAAGCGCGGCCACUGGCACAUGCUGACGCACUCGCUGGCCGCCGACGGCGGGUUCGGCGACGGGCCGAGCGUGGGGCGGCACGCGUACGCGCGCGAGUACGCCGGCCCGUGGACGCUCGCGGAGCGGUCGCUGGCGUUUGACACGACGGUGCGGUACGAGGACGGCAGCGCGACGCAGUUCUUUCGACGGGAGCGCCCGCAGCUCCUGUUUGCGGCGGACGGCAGCAUGGCGCCGCUGCUGCUAACGACGGGCGUGCAGCCGCGGGGCAGCGCGAUGAGCUACACCGUCAUUGCGCCGGUCGGCGAUGCGGGCGUCAAGGCUCAGGAAGGGGAAACAUGA